AUGUCGGCCAUGGCUGCUGAAGGGCAAAAGGAAGGGGAGCUGGUCAUCAAUGCCUCUGGGGCUUUGGCUAGCAAGGAUGGCAACUGGGGUCCCGAAGUAGAUCAAGUCGUGUCGACCGUCUGGCAGAUGCUGAAGGAUGCUAAGCACCUAUUUCCUCCCACGGAAUCCAUGGUGCAGAUUACUGUGAGGUUUGGCAGCCGGACUUAUGUGAUCACGGGCAAGGCGGGGGCCUUGGGGCCCACGGGCCCUCUUGUCCUGGGCCUGGGAGAAGUGUCGGGCCAGCCUAACAAGCUCCUGAUCCAGGUGCCAAACGACGUCAAUGCAUUGAAGGGGGACGCUGCGCUGGAGGACUCUCCGACAAUCAAGGUAUGUGUCCGAGUUCGGCCGUUCAUCAAGGAGGAGGUGGAGGGGCAGCGAUCUGGCGGAGAAUGCAAGCUUUGUGUCGAGAUGCCGACAGAGACAUCUGUGAGGAUGUGGAAUCCUGAGGAGAUUGAAGAAGAUAUGCGCGGCUUCGAAUUCGACAGAUGCUACUGGUCGCACAGCUCAGACAAUCCUCUCUAUGCCACGCAGGAGACACUGCAGAAGGAGCUGGGAGAGACGAUGCUAGAGCACGCCAUGAACGGCUUCAACAACUGCAUCUUCGCCUAUGGCCAAACAGGCAGCGGCAAGUCCUACAGCGUGCUUGGCGGCAAGGGUGAAGAGCGGGGCCUGCUUCCUCGAGUCGUGGAGGGGUUGUUCGAUCACUUCGAGAAGCUUCCUGAGGGCGCUACAUACAAGACUCUUGUUGCGUUCAUGGAAAUUUACAACGAGCAGAUCCGUGACCUACUGGCACCUGCCACAGACAGUGAAAACAAGAAGCUAGAAGUGAAGCAGCACCCGGUUCUUGGAACCAUUGUGCCAGGUUUGACGGAGGCUGCGGUUGCAUCCUGUGAAGAGGUGCUAAACCUGGUGGACUAUGGCACACAGAUGAGGCAUGUCUCGGCUACGGCGAUGAAUGCGACAAGCAGCAGAAGCCACUGCAUCUUCACCUUCAAGACUUCACUAACAGAACCAGAUCAGCCAUCGAAGGUUUCGCAGACCCACCUGGUGGAUCUUGCGGGCUCAGAGCGCGCUGGCCGAACCAAAGCCACGGGCGACAGGCUCAAGGAGGGAGCCGCCAUUAAUCAGAGCUUGUCAACUUUGGCCAGGGUCAUCUCCGAGCUGGCGAAGUCCUCAAAGACGAAGAAGAAACCCAACCCUCCUUUCAGGGAGUCGAAGUUGACCUACAUUCUCAAGGAGUCCCUGUGUGGGAACUCCAAGACGGUCAUGAUGGCGGCCAUCUCUCCAAACUUCCUGGACUUCGACGAGACUUUGUCGACGUUAAAAUUCGCACAGUCCGUGAAGCAGGUGCAGACGAAGGCUGUUCAAAACGCGGUUAACAUGUCCAGCGUCGAGGCACAACUCCGUGCCGAGCUGAAUGCAUUGAAAUCACAGCUAAAGAUGUACGAGGAUGGAUCCCCCACUUCUUCUGCCAACGUCUCCUCCGAGGAGUUGGUGUUCUUGAAGAGGCGUCUGGAAGAGCAGGAACAGUUCUGUGCGUACUACGGCAAGGAUUGGGACAGCCUUCUCGCCGAGGAGAGGGAGCGCAUGGACACCCGGAGGACGUCCCUGCAUCCCUCCAAAUUGGGUGACAGGGUCAAGAAGUCUCCGUCAGACAAGCGGCAGGACCACAGCUCCGAUGAGGAUGCAGAUAUGGAGGAGGAUCAGGAGUCCAUCACCUGCUCCCUGUUGGAGCUCGGCAAGCCGCCCGACGUGUUGCCGCCAGGAGGGAGACCGUCUUUGUGCGCGCCGAUUCGCAGCUCGUUGGCGGUGGUGGGGCCGAUGGCUCAGAGCCUUCUCAGGGAAGGUGCACGGCCGCGUGCAGAGAACCUGAACAGGCGCCUGCUGGAGCUUUCGCAGUUGGCAGAGGAGACCCAGGAGCUCCUAAACCGCGAAAACGGAGGCGAGAUGUCGAUUCAAGUCCUUGUGGUGGUGGAUCCGCUGGACGAGGAGACCUUCGAGGCUGGGCCGUGGAGGUGCCCGCAGUGGCCCUUGCCCAUCUUUGGAUGGAUGCCUGUUCGAGGCGGGGUUGGUGGUGCAAGCGGCCUCCUCGAAAUCUUUACCGUCGUCCUGGGCAUGGUGACUUGGAUGAACUUUGGACACUUUGGACGAACUUGGAUGAAAGGUGUUCUGAGUCUGGAGCGUGGCCUUGAGAUGUGGCCAGGCCGUGGCUACGUUGCAGUCUGA
Symbiodinium necroappetens is the source of this 2265-nucleotide messenger RNA. NCBI's taxonomy places the organism in Eukaryota, Dinophyceae, Suessiales, Symbiodiniaceae. The record is from the annotation of a GenBank genome assembly.